AUGGCCGACGUUGAGAUGUCCUCCGCUCCUGUAGCUCGAUCUAACCUCCGAUACGGUGGUAACAAGGGACGACCCACCACCGUCAUCCCCAAAACCGUUAAGCCCUCCCACAAGAAGGGUGUUAAGACCGAGAAGAAGACUUUCGUCAAGUCCAUCAUCCGAGAAGUCGCUGGAUUCUCACCUUACGAGAAGAGAGUUAUGGAAUUGUUGAGAAACUCGAAGGACAAGAAGGCCAAGAAGCUCACCAAGAAGAGACUCGGUACCCUCCUCCGAUCCAAGAGAAAGAUCGAAGAGCUCUCUUCAGUCAUCCAAGAACAAAGACGACACGCCGGUCACUAA
Messenger RNA from Kwoniella botswanensis, 339 nucleotides. RefSeq lists its product as uncharacterized. Lineage: Eukaryota; Fungi; Basidiomycota; Tremellomycetes; Tremellales; Cryptococcaceae. Gene Ontology annotation, molecular function: structural constituent of ribosome. Gene Ontology annotation, biological process: cytoplasmic translation. Bases 1 to 339 code for a protein of 112 amino acids. The record is from RefSeq and is a predicted model, not a curated record. Gene Ontology annotation, cellular component: ribosome; cytosolic large ribosomal subunit. The transcript is spliced from 4 exons.